Messenger RNA from Xenopus laevis (African clawed frog), 2061 nucleotides. RefSeq names its product CDC like kinase 2 S homeolog (gene clk2.S). Gene Ontology annotation, molecular function: kinase activity; ATP binding; protein kinase activity. The record is from RefSeq and is a predicted model, not a curated record. The transcript is spliced from 13 exons. The coding region runs from base 207 to 1688 and encodes 493 amino acids. Gene Ontology annotation, biological process: regulation of RNA splicing. Gene Ontology annotation, cellular component: nucleus. NCBI's taxonomy places the organism in Eukaryota, Metazoa, Chordata, Amphibia, Anura, Pipidae.
CAGCUGACUGGUGGGCGGAGCCGUAUGCGCUGGUGGCUGCUGGGUAGGCGUGCGUGAGCGAGCACAGCUCUGAGAGAGAAACAGACGGAGGUAGCGGCGGGCAGGAGCCCGUAUACACGCACCGCAAUCACGGACUUUUUGUGGGACAAGAGAACCGGCCUGGCUGCGAGAGCGGUGAGAGAAAGGGACCGCAGCAGGGUCACACUAUGGAGAUGCCUCACUCCAGACGUUACGGUUCGUCAGAGAGGGGCAGUUACAGAAGUCGCAAGCACAGGAGGAGAAGGAGCAGGUCACGGAGCAGCAGUAGUAGUAGUGACAGAGGCCGUGAGCGCAGGCACAAGCACGGUGACGGUUACCAUGAGAGGUCUCGCAGUUAUGAAGAGCGCUCGUCAGACAGAAGAGCUUAUGAUCGGCGUUACUGUGACAGCUACAGAAGGAACGACUACAGCAGGGACAGAGGGGACGUGUACUACGAGACAGACUAUGACUACAAGCACUCUCGGGACGACAGCUACAGGAGCACUCGCCGCAAACAGAAGCGGAGGAAUCGCAGAACCAGGUCUUAUAGCCAGUCCUCAUCGAGGAGUCGCCAGAGCAGCCGGCGGGCAAAGAGUGUUGAAGACGACGUGGAGGGCCACCUGAUCUAUCACAGCGGCGACUGGCUACAAGAAAGAUAUGAGAUUGUGAGCACACUUGGGGAAGGAACGUUUGGCCGAGUUGUUCAGUGCAAAGAUCACAGGAGGGGAGGAUCCAGAGUGGCAUUAAAAAUCAUCAAAAACGUGGAGAAAUACAAAGAGGCGGCUCGUCUGGAGAUCAACGUAUUAGAAAAGAUCAACGAGAAGGAUCCGGAGAACAAACACCUGUGUGUGCAGAUGUUUGACUGGUUCGACUAUCACGGACACAUGUGCAUCUCCUUCGAGCUGCUUGGUCUCAGCACAUUUGACUUCCUGAAAGAGAACAACUACUUCCCGUACCCUAUCCACCAAGUCCGACACAUGGCCCUGCAGUUGUGCCAAGCUAUGAAAUUUCUACAUGACAACAAACUGACUCACACUGACCUCAAGCCAGAAAAUAUCCUAUUUGUCAGUUCUGACUAUGAGCUGAGGUACAACAUGGAGAAGAAACGAGACGAGAGAUGCGUCAAGAGCACAGACAUCAGGGUUGUGGACUUUGGCAGCGCCACAUUUGAUCACGAGCAUCACAGCACCAUUGUUUCCACACGCCAUUACCGGGCACCAGAGGUUCUACUGGAGCUGGGCUGGAACCAACCCUGUGAUGUCUGGAGCGUUGGCUGCAUUAUAUUUGAGUACUACGUGGGGUUCACCCUCUUCCAGACCCAUGAUAACCGUGAGCAUUUAGCCAUGAUGGAGAGAAUACUCGGCCCCAUCCCCUCACGGAUGAUUAGAAAAACCAGGAAGCAGAAGUAUUUCUACCAUGGACGCCUUGACUGGGAUGAUAACACAUCAGCAGGUCGAUAUGUGCGAGAGAAUUGCAAGCCCCUAAGGAGGUACAUGAUGAUGGAGACUGAGGAACACCACCAGCUCUUUAAUCUGAUUGAGGGAUUACUGGGAUAUGAACCCUCCAAGCGCAUGACACUGGCAGCGGCUCUCAAGCACCCUUUUUUCAACCCGUUGAAGGGAGACCCAACACUUAAGCACUGGGACACUGGCCGGGACAUAAGCCGAUGAUUGGAGUGCAUUCAUGAGCACUAGCACCUGCACUCCCAUACCUUCCCAAGCUUGUCAUGAUGAAUUGACAGCCGGAACCAACGGUGCUCUUUCCUUUUAUACCUGAAUGGACUGAACCUUUCUUACAUGUAAAUCUGUGUUAAUAUGUAAGAUACUCUAAUUAUAUGCCGAUAUAUAUAUCACACAGGCUGUCCUGUAAAUAAUACCUGCCUGUAACUGCCCCUGGGGGUGCUUAGCUGCCCACUUUAAUUUAUGUCAAUGUUAGGGAGGAGGGCAGCAAGCUUCUCAGAUGUGAUGUCAGCGAGCAUCAUCCUGUUUUUAUAAGCUUUUGUAUAGUGUUUGUGAGAAAUAAACUCAAUAUGUUUGUAUUUGG